Closterium sp. Naga37s-1 is the source of this 1616-nucleotide messenger RNA. Lineage: Eukaryota; Viridiplantae; Streptophyta; Zygnematophyceae; Desmidiales; Closteriaceae. The record is from the annotation of a GenBank genome assembly.
AUGUCACCGCCGAAGAACGGGCUGUCGCGCCCGGCGUCGCAGUUGGAAAGCGUCGGCAAGGCCGCAGGGUUUCGUCGCCUCUUGCGUCAGGAAGAUGUUGCGUUGUUGAACGACGCUUUGACCGUUCGGGAAGGCGAGUGGGUUAAAGUGUCGGAUAUUGUUGCGCUCGAAGCUGGGCGGGCGGCCGAAAGCCCACCGAACAGUGAGAGCGCGGCAAGCCAGCAGGGCAACGGAAACGGUUCCGUGAAAAUGGCCGAUAAGGGGAACGGAUUAGGGAAUAACGAGGCAUUUGACUAUGGAAAUGGAAGUGGCGCAGCAGGACUGGCAACGGUGAGGAGUGGGAACCCAGAAGGAACGGGAGGAGCGGAAGAGAAGGGUAGGGCGGGUGGCGGAACUGGUGGAGCGGCUAGUGGCGGCGAUACGAUGGGGGCUGAGAAGAAAGAGGAGGAGGAGAGUGGUGAUGACUACGUGGACGAUGGUGAGGGCGACUGGGCAGCUCAGCCCGGGAUGCGGGUGCAGCAGACGACGAACGGCGAGGAAAUUGUGGAUAUGUUCGAACAUACCGCCACAGACGCGGAAAUGAAGGAGCUUGCUCAGAACUCCGGGCAUGCGAGUGCUGCGCAAGGGGGGGUGCAGAACGGAGAGCAAAGCGGAACUUCGCGAGCCCCGGCGUCAGUGCUGCCUCCGCCUUUCGCAAGCGCUAACACGCCCACUGCGGACGUGGCAAGAAGAAAGGACUCGACAGGCGCGGGGCAACGAAAAGGGGAGCAAACGACAGGGCAAGUGCCGAAACAGCAGAUAGCGCAGCAUGGGAAGCCGGUGGUGCCGCAGGGGGGAUAUAUAGACGUACAGAAGCGACAAGCGGCGGGGGAAGGAGGACAGCUGACGGAUUCGCGGAAACGAGCAGACAAUCAGCAGAGCCCUUCCAAGGACUCCCGAGGACAUGGGGGGGGAGAGGUUGCGAGCGGAAGAGAAGAUGGAAUGACAAAAGCUGGCAGAGCAAGUGGAGGAGUGGGCGGGAAUAACGAUGCUGGGGGAGAUCACCCAGACGGUGGCGAUGUGGGGAAUGACAUGGGCAGCGACGGCUCGGACACGACUGGUGACGAUAGUGGUACGACAGGCGCGGAUGAAGUGAUAUCGCUGGGCGGGGACGUGGAAGGCGGGGACGGGGACGAGAGGGACUACGGCACGGACGCCGAGACCAUGUCCCAGGCGAGCACGGCCGGGACUGGGAUGGACGUGGGGAACGGCAACGGACAAGGGUACGACAGCGACAGCGUAAUCGCCGCCGCGAACGACGGCGGAUUAGACGUCGGCAUGAUGUUUCUUAGUAGUAAUAGCAUGGUGGGGAAGCCGGUGGUGGGAGCGGGCGCUGGAGGCAGGGCGAGGAAGCCUCCGGUAGGAGGAACUGGGAAGACGGGGUAUGAGGGCGAACGGAAGGCGGCCAACCACAGGACGCGAACUAAGCCGCGGUUCAAAGCGGUGGACUGCCAGUACAGAGAAAAAGGCGCGUUCAGCAAGCUGCAUCGGUGCGCUGUAGGCUACGCUGGUCACGCCGGUGUGACAGGUAAGCCGCGCUUGGCAGGGGUGACAGUAGUCAACUCAGGCGGGCCUAU